AUGCUUCGCAACGGAGCGUCGCGUCUAGCGUUAAGGUCCGUCGCGGCACCUACAGCUGCCCGGCCAGCGGCAUGCUUCUCCCGCACAGCGCCAUCACUCCAAUGGCAAACACAGUUUGGGUCACUGGCUGCAAAGAGGCCGCAGUUGCGUCAAGCAGCAAAUGCACUAAAGCCGGCCUCAUCCGCCAUCUUGCGCCGAUGCAUGGCGGACGGCAAGUUGACAGAGGCACAGAAGCAGGCCGAGAGCAGAUACAGAAAUGAGGAAAUCAAACCCACGCCAGAGACGGUCACGAGCUCCAGCACAACACACCCGAUAUUUUCUGAGGUUGGCGGCGACAGGCCGCAGAAGGAGGUGGAUAUGAUGGCUGAUAUGAAGCACGAUGUGAACACAGUCAAAGACACAUUUUCCCUUGCCGCAGUGCCCCGCGAAGCAUUCUACCUGGGUCUCGCUGGCACGCUUCCUUACCUUGCAACGUCGCUCUCAACCGUCUACCUGUCGUGGGAACUCAACCACUCAGUUGCCGGCUACGGCUUCAUGAUUUCCGAGAAGAACGCUACAUACCUGCUGCAUCUCAUUGAGCCCCUGCAGGUCGGAUACGGCGCGUCGAUUCUGAGCUUUCUGGGUGCCAUUCACUGGGGACUCGAGUGGGCGGGUUACGGUGGUUACCAAGGGUACAAACGGUACGCCAUUGGUGUUGUGACGCCUAUGGUGGCCUGGUCUACGCUCAUGAUGCCCAUCGAGGGUGCACUGAUUACUCAAUUCCUGGGGUUCACUGCACUUUACUAUGUUGAUACCCGUGCUGCAUACCGUGGCUGGACUCCCGACUGGUACGCUGUAUACCGUUUUGUUCUCACCAUGAUUGUCGGCGCCAGCAUCUUGGUUACUCUUAUCGGUCGCAGCGAACUACCUGAGCAUAUUCCUGGCUCAGUCGACCGCGCCAAGGUCUUCAAGGAGGACGGUUCCUCGGAGGAGAAGCUGGCUGAGCACGAGACAGCCUUGGCCGAGAAGAAGAAGAGUGCAGCGCGCAGUGACGACAGGGGCAAGCACUAA
Molecule: messenger RNA, 1050 nt
Organism: Bipolaris maydis ATCC 48331
Lineage: Eukaryota; Fungi; Ascomycota; Dothideomycetes; Pleosporales; Pleosporaceae
Source: RefSeq, a predicted model, not a curated record